Molecule: messenger RNA, 2523 nt
Organism: Spodoptera littoralis (African cotton leafworm)
Lineage: Eukaryota; Metazoa; Arthropoda; Insecta; Lepidoptera; Noctuidae
Source: the annotation of a GenBank genome assembly
GUGGUUGAAACAUCGUUGCGGUAAUCCGAACGUCGUUAAAUAUUCGACUUUUCUGUCAGUUCAUUUGUAAACGUUAAUUUGCGCGAUAUUACAAGUUACAAUGGACGUGUAAACGAAAAAUAACGUCCCGACUUUCUCUUAAUUGUAAUUUAACUGUUACAAACGACAACAUACGCGCAACAGAGCAGGGAAAAUAGUGUUAAGCUUGAUACUAAACUUGUGAAAAAUACAAGAUGUCACACACAUGGAGCACGAUACCGCUUCUUCCACUGAGGUGCAUACUGGAACACCUCAGCACGGAGGAUGCGUUAGCAGCGAUGUCAGUCUGUCGACACUGGCGGGACGCUAUACAUGUCUAUGAGGGACACAAGGAAUUACUGAAGCUGAGAGUGAAACAACUAGAGAAGUGCAAGUUCGUGUCUCGCGUAUUCAAGAAGAACGUGCGCAAACUGCACCUGUACAUAGACUGCAAUGAGCCGGAGAUCGACAAAUUCAUGAAUCUCGUGUUCCCACAAUUUUUCGACUCACCGAAUCUCGAGGAGAUAUUAUUCAUUGGACCAAGCUACAUGCAAUUGAGUAACCAUGUGCCAUUUAUUAAACUGAAGAGCCGGGUACAAAUCGAGAGUCUGGUGUACAAGAACAUACAGAGCCUGAAGAAGUUGGGCUUCAUGGGAUGCGGGAUGGCUGCAGUCAAGAAUGAAAACGAGAGAUACAGCAACAAGCAAGUAGAGUACUACUCCCGUCCGCUGAAGUUUAAUACCAUUCUCGCGAUGGCCGACACCAUCCUAAGCAGCACCAACCAACAUCUGAUGCGAUAUUCUACUAUCACUCAUUUAAUAGUGGACUACGAGCAACUGAGUACGUCGUCUUUGAUCACCUUGUCCCAGCUGAAGAGCUUCCGUUACCUGACUCUGAACAUCACGAACAGGAAGCCAGCGCUGCAGCGUAUCGACUGGGAGACCAUGCACGACUUCUACAAGUACUCGCUCAGAGUCACCGUUAAUAUUAUCGCCGUGCCAUACAGGAGGUUCGAGGACAUAAUGCAGAAUGUUCUAGUGGAGGGCCUCCGACUUAUAUCGCUCAAAGUUAUGUUCUGCAAGUCUCUAUACACGCCCCUACUGUCUCACAUAUCGCGUCUGUAUCAGAAUACUCUGCAGGAAGUGAUCUGGGCAGACUGUCCGUACGACUCUUCAGACCCUUACCAUCGCGUCGUCAGACCAUUGCGACAGGCACAGCCGGACACGUACGCGCACGUGAACCCGUUCGUACUUCUGUGUUGGCAGUGCAUGCAUCUACAACGACUCGCCAUACAUGGUUACUGGGUAUGGCAAUACGACUUGCUCGGUUUCGUGCGCCUGCGCAAAGGGUUGAUGCAAUUGGAGAUAUCCGCUAUAUACCACAAGCAGGAUCGGUUCCACAACAUGAUACAGUUGAGUGAGGAGGGAGCUAUUCGAGUCCUGUGCGGUGACCAACCUCCGCCUGUCGACCCGGAGUAUGUACAGGAAGUGAACGAGUACACAGACUUCAAAUGGCGGCCGACCCCGUGGUCGUCCCUGCACCCCGGCCUGCGCGCCCGCGCCACCUUACAACAACGCAUCGACUACGUCGUCAGCGAGGCGCGCGUGCCCACCGGAGUCGUACACAAACUGAACGGAGAAACAACUGCGAUAGCAACAACGGAAGACUCAUUGCAGCUAAGUAUUAAAAUUUCGAUACAACACCUUGUGAUAUACGGAGUAAAGUCGAAAUUACGGUGAACCGAGGGUAUUGGAUUAGUCUAAGUUGGAUUAUCUGAACGAAAACCUUUAGUUUUAAUUUAUGACUGAUAUUCCGAGCAUUUCCCUACAUUUUGUGACUAAUUGUGUGUUCUCAUUGUAAUUUCUUUUUGUAUGACUCAAAUUAAUCCAAUUUAGAUGAAUCCUACAAAGUUUGAUAGGAAAAUAUACAACCUAUAUAGAGGGCUGUUUUCAAUACUAUCUACAUAAUAAUAGACGACUAAAUAAGAAUAUGUUCAAGAAAAUUCUACGCUAUGUUCUUAGUAUUGAAAACAGUGAACGAAUAUUUAGAUAAAAUUGGGAUUGGCGAGGUUUCAAAUCAAGUUCAGUAUACAUUAUUUAACACGUACUCUUUCAAAUAUUAAAAAAGUAUUUAUUCUUUUCUUUUUAAACCGUGCCACAGCCCUAGAUGACAGAGUAUAUGUGAAAUAAUGAUAUUGAACCUAUCUAAUCGUUUCUUAUAUCUUUAAUACUAUACCCGUAGUGUUAGGUAAAAUAUAAAAAGUAUAAAAAAAAUGUUUUUCUGCUCUAUUAAGUAUCAUAAUUAUUAUAAAUAAAUGUGGAAAUUUUAAUUCUAUUUGGGGCCGAGAAUCAGAAUGGAAGGCCUAAAUGUUUCGAAAAAUAUCUAAGUUUGACUUGAUGUCGAUAUUAUUUUUUAGAUUAAUUGUUAUUAAAGGUCAAUUUAUACUAGCACAAGUUCCAAAUGCAUCGAAGUGUCUAUCUAAAACUGAGCUUAACAAAUUCAACU